AACGAACCGGAAUAAAACAACGAGAUAAUAUUAAAAAUGAUGCAAAGAAUUUCAGAAUGUAAAGGUAUGGUGGGUGACAUAAGGAAUGGUGUUACCGAGGAAGCUGCCCUUGUCGGAUUGUCCUUAUCACUUCCCACUCGGCAUUACCAGAUAGGAAGCUCAGAGAUAAUAAUUGGAACCAAAACUGAACCCUAAUUUUUUAUGAUCAGAAAUGUGAUCACCAUUUCUUUAUCCUUAAAUGAUGUCUGGUUUCGCCCUUUGUUUUCUCCUCUAGUCCUCUAGUCUUUUUUUUUUUUUUUGUAACGCAAAACCUCAUUAUGUAUGAAUUAUGAUAAAAUUUAGUAAGAUAAUUUAUUAGAACCCCAUUGUUUGGAAACGUGUCUGUAUUUGUGUUUUUAUACGCUUAAAUAAUCUUCUUCUUUCUAGUUAAAUUUAUCACUUUUAAUCAGAAAUUUGGUUUAAAACAGACUUUUCUCACGACUGUCAUGAGCUCCUCUCAUAAGGGCCAAAAACUAGUUAAAAAGAAAAAGAUGUCCGAAUAUUCCCGCAUAUAAAUAUCUAUCAGACAGCAUACUUUGAAUCCAUUAAAAAAAUUUCGAUCUUUAAAAUCUCUCCUUUAUCUAGCCCGUGAAAACAGGAUUAGAGUUUGAUUCGUAUAAAAGAGAAGAUUUUUAAUCUCCGCCGCCAUCUUCCGAUGUCGAUACAUAUUCCCUACGAUGGCUCAAACUCCGGCGAGCCAUCUCCGUCUCCUCCGCCACCAAAAGCGAACACGAAUAAUCUACCGACGAAGAUUCUCUCUAACUUCCUCAUAGGUCUAAUUAUGAUCCCUGUAGCUGUAACCGCCUUUCUCUUUAUCCUCACGUCUCUCGGCUUCACCUUCUUCUUCGCUUUCUACUGGUUUCUUCAACGAAAUUAUCGCCACCGUCUCCGUCGUCAUCGCCGUCACCAAUACUCAGAUGGGUUAUCUCCAAGAUGCGUGAAGAGGCUUCCUCAAUUCAAGUUUUGUGAGCCUAAUACAGAGUACGGAAGCGAUGAUUGUGUGGUUUGUAUCGAUGGAUUCAGACAAGGACAGUGGUGUCGGAAGCUGCCUCGAUGCGGACAUGUGUUUCACCGAAAGUGUGUGGACUUGUGGUUGAUCAAAGUCUCGACUUGUCCGAUUUGUAGGGAUAGGGUUUAUAGAUUUGAUUCAGUGAAGAAAAUUUAGUUUUGUAAGUGUGUUUAAUUUCGUUAUGAUCAUGUUUAGCAGCAAUUUUGGUUUUCAUCAAUAGUCAUGUACAGCGUCUUUUUUUUACAAAGCUCCACAAUUGAAAGCUUUUUUUUUCACUGUUUGAAUUUGAUCCAAUAAGAGAAUGAUGAAUUUCUGUAGAAUUCAACAUAGUUUGAAGUUUGAUUAUUAUGCCAAUUGUUUAACAAUGUUUUUAA
Arabidopsis lyrata subsp. lyrata is the source of this 1422-nucleotide messenger RNA. RefSeq names its product RING-H2 finger protein ATL14. The coding region runs from base 695 to 1204 and encodes 169 amino acids. The transcript has a single exon. The record is from RefSeq and is a predicted model, not a curated record. Lineage: Eukaryota; Viridiplantae; Streptophyta; Magnoliopsida; Brassicales; Brassicaceae.